UAAUCUUAACUAGAUCUAGAUCCAUCUAUCUAGGACUGACUCACUCAACUCACUGAUGACGAUGUGAUUGUCACGGUGAUGAAUGAUUGUGAGUGGAGUAACUAGCCUACUCCAUCCAGAUCUAACUCAGUAACUGACACUUGAAACCUCAGCUCUGUCACUAGUGUCACCUGGACUCUGACACUCAGACUGCAAAAAGGAGAAUAAAGACGCAGUUAAAAUGACACCAAGCUCCAGAAGCUCACUUCUUAUGUUGACAUCACAACUGGUCAGCAUAGGAAGGUUUAAUGAGGGUCUUCCUUCUUUUAUCACAAGAGGUCUUGAUGCUGAGCAAAUCUGGCAGCAGUUAGAGCUUCGGAAUGACCACAAUCUUUCGCUGCCAGCAAUGACCAAAGAAUUGGUCAAAAUCACCACUCACACACAUAAAAGUCACAAAAGGAAAUCAAAAAAGAGAGAAGAGCUUGAGGAAUCGGUGGAAGAUAAUGAACAUUUAGACAACAGUGACUCUGACUUUAGUGAUGACGAGGAGGGUAUUUUAAAGUCUAUUAAAGAAAGGUUAGCAGAAGAAGAGAGCCAAAACAAAGAAAAUGACUUAAAUAUAGGUGACGAUGAAGAUUCAGAUGAAUUAGAUUUUGACUUUGAAUUUGAUAAUGAAUUAGCCACUGGCUUAUCUGAUGAAGAAAGUGAAAAGAAGUCAAAGAAAAAAACUGUCAACAAAACGACAGAAAAAAGAAAAACUGUUGUAGAUGAUAAGUUUUUCAAACUCUCAGAGAUGGAGGAAUUCCUGGAUGCAGAGGAUUUGAAGGAAGCCAAGCGGACGAAAAGAGAGAGUAAAAAAGAAAAUCCUGACAGUGAUGAUGAUGAUGACAGUGAAGAAAGUGAGGAUGAGGAAGUUGAUUUGUUUGCUGCUGAUGAUUCUGAGGGGGAUGAGGACCCCAUGUAUGCAGAUUUUUUUGAUCCUCCAGAAGAGGAUGGCUCAGAAAAAAAAAAGAAAACAAAACCAUUGAAAACUGUUGAUGAAAAACAUGAUGACAAUGAUGAUGACAAAGAUGAAGAACCUAGUCUGUCAGAUGAAAGUGAUAUGGAAAAAGAUGAUGAUGUUGAGGAUGAUGAUGAUGAUGAUGAUGAAAAAGAAAAUGAAUCCAGUUUAUUAGAAGACAUUGAGAAAAAAGAUCAGAGUAAGAAAAAGGUGGCAUUCACUGAAGAUCUUCUUCAUAGUGAUGAAGAGACAGACACAAAGAAAAAGCUGAAAUCCACAUUUGAGCGCAAACAGGAGGAGCUGCAAGCCAAAGCUAGAGAAAUGGAAGACUUAAGUGUGAAAGAAGUUUCAUGGGAGCUGCUAGGUGAAGCUACUGCGACUAAAAGACCUGAAAAUAGUUUAUUAGAAACUGUACUUGAUUUUCAACAUACAACCAGGGCAGCGCCAGUGAUUACAGAAGAAACAACAAAAUCUUUAGAAGAUUACAUCAAACAGAGGAUCAAAGACAAAACAUUUGAUGAUGUUGAACGCAAAGAAAAGAAAAAGGAAGAUGUCUUUGAGUUCAAAAAAAGAAUUGUGCUGGAUCAAGAAAAGAGUAAAAUAAGUCUCGGGGAGCUGUAUGAACAGGAGUUCAUGAAACAGCAGCAGGAAGAUAAAAAUGAAGUGAAGGCAGACCCAGAAUGUGAAAACAUAGAAAAGGAAUUAAAUAAACUAUUUCAUCAGCUGGAUGCCUUGAGUAACUUUAGGUAUACACCUAUGAAACCUGGAACAGAGGUCAAGAUUAUUGUCAACACACCAGCCAUUGCAAUGGAAGAGGUGGCGCCAGUGGCUACUGCAGACUCUGAUCUACUGGCCCCUGAAGAAGUUUAUGAGAAGAAGAAAGGAGAACUCAAAGCUAAUGAUGAGAGAACAGAAACAGAUAAAAACCGUGCCAGACGUGUCAAGAAAGUUCAGAAACGAGAGCGAAAGAAGGCCAAGGAAGCCAGAGAGAAGUUGGUAGAGAAACUAAAACCAGGGCUGGGCAACAAAUACAGUAAAGCUAAAGCCUUGAAACAGCUGGAACAAAUCAGCAAGUCUGAUAAAAACAUUACAUUAAUUAAGGAUGAUAAAGAGAAGAAGCUCUCUUCCACAUCUUUCUUUAACCAGCUCCAAGACCAAACUAAAGUCACACAGACCAAUGUGAAACCUAAAGUCAAGAAAGUGGUAGAUUCUUCCAAAAUAAUGCUGUAGAAAUAAAUUUGUUGCUAAUGAGUUCAAUGUUUUGGAGCCUAUACUGUCUAACAUUAUCAAGCCCCAAGCUUUACAAAGUCAACUUUUUCUGAUGGCAAAAACUACACAAUGCUUAGUAAAAACUUAAUUUAAUCUUUAUGCCUAUACCUUCAACAUCUUACUAGAUGGCAUUAGAAUACAAGCUGCAGACCACCAUAUACAGUGAAUAGGACAUGACUACUUAUCAAUAUAGAAACAUUUAU
This is a messenger RNA of Biomphalaria glabrata, 2451 nucleotides long. Its product is annotated as U3 small nucleolar ribonucleoprotein protein MPP10-like. Gene Ontology annotation, cellular component: Mpp10 complex; sno(s)RNA-containing ribonucleoprotein complex; small-subunit processome. Lineage: Eukaryota; Metazoa; Mollusca; Gastropoda; Planorbidae. The transcript has 12 exons. Gene Ontology annotation, biological process: rRNA processing. The coding region runs from base 221 to 2209 and encodes 662 amino acids. The record is from RefSeq and is a predicted model, not a curated record.